AUGGGCCGCGUGAGCGCCAAGAGGAAGCUGAAGCAGUGCGACCCGUUCUUCAAGGGCAAGCGUGACAAUGGCAAGAAGCAGAAGGCCUACGACCUGCCGCCCACCGAGUCCAAGCGCUCCAAGAAGCGGCGUCGCAAGAUGAUGAGCGGCGACGCCAUGGAGCAGUACGUCAUGCGCACGUCGGCCGUGGACGGCGACGGCGGCGCAUCCAGCGGCAAGAAGAACAAGAAGCAGAAGCUGCAGGUCGGCUCCAUCCGCGAUGGAGAGUCCAUGCGCGACUUCAACAAGCGCAUCAGCACGGAGGUCAAGCGCGUCAUCUACGACGCCGCCAAGCAGGGUCGCCGCAGCAGCGAGAAGCGCAAGGCCUACCUGGCCAAGAAGAAGGACAAGGCGCGCGACAAGAAGAUGACGGAGCAGGAGCGCUACGAGCGCGACUACCAGAGCACGGGCAGCACCAAGAAGGACUUCUUCGAGGACUCGGCGCCCGUGCGCUUCGGUGAGCGUGUGGAUGCGCCGCCAAUUAUGCCCAAGCUCUCGGGCAUCUUCAAGAAGCGCGCACAGCAGUUGGAGCACGAGAAGGCCAAGGCCGAGAAGAAGAACGCGUUGGCAGCCGGAGCACGCGUCAUUAAGCGUGCGAAGAAGUAG
Molecule: messenger RNA, 645 nt
Organism: Phytophthora sojae
Lineage: Eukaryota; Oomycota; Peronosporomycetes; Peronosporales; Peronosporaceae
Exons: 1
Coding region: 1-645 (214 amino acids)
Source: RefSeq, a predicted model, not a curated record